This is a messenger RNA of Closterium sp. Naga37s-1, 1608 nucleotides long. The record is from the annotation of a GenBank genome assembly. NCBI's taxonomy places the organism in Eukaryota, Viridiplantae, Streptophyta, Zygnematophyceae, Desmidiales, Closteriaceae.
AUGACCGCUUAUGACGAUCCCCAUGCGCCAGAUUCACGCCCGGAGCCGCGAGCUGCGUCAGCGAGAGUGCCUGCACGUAGCGGGUACAUGGGGCAUCUGACGAGAAUAGGCAACCGGAUCUUCCAGUUGGCAGCGUCAAACUCUCAGAUCGAGGCUCACGUUCAGGCAAAUCCACGGUGGGCGGAUUGGCAGAAGAACGUUCUCAGAAAACGUCUUUUGCUCGAGAAUGUCUACCAGUGGUCUUGCGGGCGGCCAGCAGCGCUGGACGACCGGCCAGGCGACAGUGACGACGACGAGUUCAACAGCCGCGACCGGGACUUUGACAUCUCCACCAUCUCGCUCACCGGGGGCUCGAACGCCAACAGGAGCUAUGGCCAAUACGCCUAUGGACAGUCGCUGCUUGACUCAGACGAUGUGGAAGAGGGCCACGAGCUCAGGGAUCCCUAUGACGUGGACCUGGUGAAGGCGGAGCAAGAAAUCGAGACAUUGGCCCUCACCGAAAAUGCACCCACAAGUGGGGCGUCUGAGCUGCUGCCCACGCCGGCAGCUGAGGAGCCGGACAAGCCUCUGUCCAGUGACAAGCCCGAGGGUGAAGACGCUGCAGAUGAAGAGGAGGAAGGCACUGAGCAGACUGGCACUGACGAAUCCGGCUUCAAGCCGUUGCUGAUGGACGGUCCCAGCAGCCUGUUCACAUCAUCAGAGGCAGCGCAAACCGCAUGGGUGGCGUUUCAAGAGGAGCAGCAGAUGGCAGCAGCAGGUGAUGGUGGAGAGGGUAGUGCAGGAAUAGCUGAAGGGGCAGAGGAAGUGGCAGCUGAAGGGGCAGCUGAAGGGGCAGCUGAAGGAGCAGCUGAAGGAGCAGUUGAAGGGGCAGUUGAAGGGGCAGCUGCAGGGGAAGGUGAAGUGGCAGCAGUAGAAGUAUCUGUUGGAGUUGAAGAUUCAGCAUCUGAAGUUACAAGAAGCAGUGAAAGUUCUGGUUCUGCUGUAGUCCCUGAUGUGGAUGUAGCUGAGACGAGCACUGACGAAUCUUCUGGGGUUGAUACAGCAGAAAUCAUUGAAGAUUCAGGCAGUACUGGUGCUGAUGUUGCAGCAGCAAUCACUCAAGAAUCCAGUGUAGAGUCAGGAAGCACCCAGCAGGCUGUGGACGCCUUUGAGAGUUCCCCCUUAGUUGCAGCUUCCACGCCAGAGGCAACAAUUGAAGAAACUGCUGCAGUGCAAUCUGACAAUGCUCUUGGUACCAAACCAGAUGUCACAACUGGUUCACCGACAGAGGCUUCAACAGCCACACUGACUGACACCACUCUAGCUGAAAGCUCAUUUGAAUCCGCGGCCACUGACACAACAGCACCCGAAGUUCCUGUAGCAGCAGGUGGUGUAGCAGAGGGAAGCUCAGGGGAAAUUAGGGGUGCAGGGGAGACGGGUGAAGCAGAAGCAGGGCAGCAAGACACUCAGGGAGGUAGCAGUGAAGGACAGGCAGGAGCAGAAGCUGAUAGCAGUGGAGCUGCUGCUGUUGCAGCUGUAGUGUCGACAUCAGGAAAUGCACUAUUGGAGGUCCAACCAGAUUCAGCAGAUAGGAAGGCGUCUGCUGCGGAUAGUGAAUCUGUGCAAUGA